This is a messenger RNA of Parnassius apollo (apollo), 438 nucleotides long. The record is from the annotation of a GenBank genome assembly. Lineage: Eukaryota; Metazoa; Arthropoda; Insecta; Lepidoptera; Papilionidae.
AUGCACUGUCGCGCGAAGCACGGCUACGAGAAAACUGACAAGUGUUCCUACUGCGACUACAGGGCUUAUAAUGCUGAGCAGGUGAAGGUAGGUUUAUAUGUGGUAGUGUUGAUGCACUGUCGCGCGAAGCACGGCUACGAGAAAACUGACAAGUGUUCCUACUGCGACUACAGGGCUUCUAAUGCUGAGCAGGUGAAGGUAGGUUUAUAUGUGGUAGUGUUGAUGCACUGUCGCGCGAAGCACGGCUACGAGAAAACUGACAAGUGUUCCUACUGCGACUACAGGGCUUCUAAUGCUGAGCAGGUGAAGGUAGGUUUAUAUGUGGUAGUGUUGAUGCACUGUCGCGCGAAGCACGGCUACGAGAAAACUGACAAGUGUUCCUACUGCGACUACAGGGCUUCUAAUGCUGAGCAGGUGAAGGUAGGUUUAUAUGUGUAG